UGUACCUCCCCCUCCCGUCUAGAGCGAUGGUACAGGCCGUCCCCCUGCCCCCGCAGCCCCCUCCCCUGGCGGCGUCCAGUCCCCUCCCAUCCCUUCCGAUCCCUUAAUCCCCUCCCAUCUCCCGCUGUACCUGGGAGCGAACGGCGCCGGAGGCGCACGCACCUCCCAUGGCUCCGGUGGCCCCCGGGCCCCACGGGGGGACGAGUGCGCCCCCAAGGUCCCCGGGACGAAAUCCACGAUGGCAGAGUGUGCUGCCCCUGCCCUUGUUGCUGCUCCUGCUGACCCCGUGGUGCUCAGCUCCUGUUGGCUGCAUCCAGGUCACGGUGUCCAAACCCUUCCAAGUGGUGAUCCUGUUCCAGCCCGUGACCCUUCCCUGCUCCUACCAGCUGUCAGGGGUGCCCACCACCCCCAUCGUCAUCUGGAAGUAUAAGUCCUUCUGCCGAGAUCGCGUUGCCGAUGCUUUCUCCUCAGCCAGUGCUGACACCCAGCUCAACAACCAGCUCGCUGCUGGCAACCCAGGCUACAACCCUUAUGUGGAGUGCCAGGACAGCUCCCGAACAGUGAGGGUGGUGGCCACCAAGCAAGGGAACGCCGUGACUCUGGGCGACUUCUAUCAAGGGCGACGGAUCACCAUCACUGGGAAUGCUGACCUGACUUUUGACCAGACCGCGUGGGGAGACAGUGGCGUCUACUAUUGCUCUGUGGUCUCUGCCCAGGACCUCCAAGGCAACAAUGAGGCUUACGCCGAGCUCAUUGUCCUUGGCAAGACCUCGGGGGUGGCGGAACUCUUACCAGACUUUCAGAUAGGGCCCAUGGAAGAUUGGCUCUUUGUGGUGGUGGUGAUCCUGGCCGCCUUCCUGGUCUUCCUCCUCCUGGGCAUCUGCUGGUGCCAGUGCUGCCCCCACACGUGCUGCUGCUACGUGCGCUGCCCCUGCUGCCCGGACAAGUGCUGCUGCCCUGAGGCCCUGUAUGCUGCUGGUAAAGCUGCCACCUCGGGAGUCCCGAGCAUUUAUGCACCCAGUGUCUACGCACCCAGCACCUAUGCUCACCUCUCUCCAACCAAGGCUCCUUCCCCUGCACCAAUGAUCCCACUAGGUCCCAUCCACAAUGGCUUUGCCGGGGAUUUUGACCGACAGAGCUCAGUCGGUGGCCACAGCUCCCAGGUGCCCCUUCUUCGAGACACAGACAGUUCCAGAAACUCAGAAGUGCGCAGUGGUUAUCGAAUUCAGGCCAACCAGCAGGACGACUCCAUGAGGGUGCUGUACUACAUGGAGAAGGAGCUUGCCAACUUUGACCCUUCCCGGCCUGGCCUGCCCAAUGGCCGGGUGGAGAGGGCCAUGAGUGAAGUGACUUCCCUUCACGAGGACGACUGGCGCUCCCGGCCCCACCGAGGCCCUGCCCUCACCCCCAUCCAGGAUGAAGAUCUGGACUAUCGCAGCCAAAGAAGCCCCCGGGGAUGGGUACCAGAGCAUCCCCGAGAGCGGCACAGAGGCUGGGCAGCCGGGCGGCCCCGUGCCCACUCAAUGGAUGCUCUGGAUGACCUAGAUAGGACCAGCUCUGUGGAAUCGGGAAGGACAUCCCCUUCAGAAAGGGGCCGGAGCCGGGCUUACGGGCCUCCAAGAAGUCGCAGCAGAGACGACCUCUACUCCCGAUCUGGAGACCCCUAUAUCGGAGACUUCAGGUCCCGGAGCCGAACCCCAGAUGUCUCCCGCAGGGACCCACAGGAGAGCCACAGGCGGGCCAAGGACCCGGACUAUGAUGGCCGCUUCUUAGAAGAGGUGCUGAGAAAAAAGGGGGAGAGGAGGAGACCCCACAGGGAGGAGGAAGAAGAACCCUAUUACCCCCCAGCUCCACCUCCCUAUACUGAAACAGAAUCACAGUCAUCCCGAGAAAGGAGGCUUAGAAAGGACCUAGGCCUGAGCCGGGAGAGUCUGGUGGUCUGAGCCGUUGCGGUUCCCCUGGAUUUUUGUAGUUUUGUAUGUGUGUGUCGGGGGAGGGGGGAGGGCGGGGAGUCUCUGUUCUUGUGCUCAAUAAAGUUUUUAAUUACUUGG
Messenger RNA from Antechinus flavipes (yellow-footed antechinus), 2051 nucleotides. It is a transcript of the gene LSR, whose product is annotated as lipolysis stimulated lipoprotein receptor. Gene Ontology annotation, cellular component: plasma membrane; tricellular tight junction. The record is from RefSeq and is a predicted model, not a curated record. Gene Ontology annotation, biological process: establishment of blood-brain barrier; tricellular tight junction assembly. Lineage: Eukaryota; Metazoa; Chordata; Mammalia; Dasyuromorphia; Dasyuridae.